AUGCAUAAUCCCCGGGGACUCCCCAGGGAGUCCCCCUCCAAGUCCCUGGGGAGUCCCUAAAAAUGUGUACUCCCCGGGGAGUCCCUAGUGAGUCACCCUC
Messenger RNA from Didymodactylos carnosus, 100 nucleotides. The record is from the annotation of a GenBank genome assembly. NCBI's taxonomy places the organism in Eukaryota, Metazoa, Rotifera, Eurotatoria, Philodinida, Philodinidae.